Laccaria bicolor S238N-H82 is the source of this 1548-nucleotide messenger RNA. RefSeq lists its product as uncharacterized. The transcript is spliced from 7 exons. NCBI's taxonomy places the organism in Eukaryota, Fungi, Basidiomycota, Agaricomycetes, Agaricales, Hydnangiaceae. The record is from RefSeq and is a predicted model, not a curated record. Bases 1 to 1548 code for a protein of 515 amino acids.
AUGCCGUUUCACAUUUCACCACUUAGUGCCCUCUUCCUCCCUGGCCUCCACCACUGCAUUUACGAGUUUGCCGCUCAGCUGGUGCAUGUGGCUACUCGUCAUGUUGCGAACAUGUUCCUUCCUGUCCUCGUGCUUGUCUUUGAGCUUGGGAAGGUCUCCCAAGAUGGUCUUGGACAUGAUGGAGGUGUCUUAGCAAGAGUCUUGUGCCCCUCUCCUUCCCCUCCGCGUCGCUCAGAUCCACCAGCAGACAUAUGGUAUCUAACACUGGACGGCCAACCCAAGUCCACUCUCAAGGAGUGGUGCCACAAGUUCAAACUCCCUGUAUCCAGAAAUGUCCCACAAUUGAUCGACAGGCUUCAUGAAUACAGCAGGGAUGAUGAGAAAUGGAAAAGCCUCAGCCCAGUCAAGAUGCACUCCCACAAAGGCCCCAGGCCCAAUGCAAAAUCUCAGUGGUACCAGAAGCAGUCCCAAAUUCGACAGGCAGCAUUGUUCAAGAGUGAUCCAGCUGUCCCUCCCUCUCAGGCUCUCAUCAUACAUGCCUUGCCUAUAGAGCAGUCAAGGGAUCUUCAGAUGGCUCAACAAGUGGCAAUGGUAAUCCCUUGGGCCAAAAAUUAUGUUAAGCACCUUCCAUACAAACCAUGCCAGCCAGAUGUGGUUCCUCCUUCCUCCUGCCCACGAUUGAGUAUGUCUGGGGGGAGCAGUAUGUCUGUCCAAUCCCCUUCUUCCCCAGGCAUCUCUGCCCCUGCCACAUCUGUCAGUGUGUAUCCAUCCCUGGCCCUCCCUUCCACAUCAUUCAGCAGCUUUGACAUGCGCACUCCCUCAAGUGAUGUUUGGGAGCCCUCUGAUACCGACAUGCAGCCCCCCUCUAACCUGCUCACUCAAGACAUGAGUGUCACAGCUGCACCCAGUGGAGGGAACCUCAUGGAAGCGGGUUCUUUCACAAUAUUCCCGCUGUUGCUUGCCCUUUCCUUGGUAGUAUCUGGUGCCCGAUCUGUUGAAACUCAAUCCUUGACCCUCACUAGUGGCACGGUGCUCAUAUUCACUGCAGACGACAUUCCAGAGCUGGCCUACAUCAGAAUCAACAAGGACAUCCCUCUUCUGGCUUCAAUGUGGGAUGACUCCUCGUCUGCUUGGAGCGGAGUCUCUGUCACCACCAUCCAAGGUCAUUAUGUCGCACUCAAAUUCUGGCCCAAGCUCUACCGGUACUGGAAGCCUGCAGCUUGGAAGGCGAAGAAGGGCGAAUGGUUUAAGUGGAAGGGAACCCGUGAGGAGUUCAAAUUGGCCUUUACAGUCAACGGCAAACUGCAGUCAUACAUGGCCAUUGAAAAGGCAAUCACUCAAGCUCGUGUUGCUGACGAUCAGGCAGUUGCUGCAAAAGCACGUAUGGAGUAUGGGGUGGACUUUAACCAAGUUUUUUUGUAUUGGCGAACCCAUGAUGGUGCCAAGAUCAUCAUGAGCAAGGACUCGACUAUCACUCAUCACUACCGUCACCUCUGGGGAGAGCUCCAGCAGGAUGAAGAGGGGGAUUUCGAUGAGGAUCUUGAAUAA